CCGCGCAGGCCGUCGCUGCGACAUUAAAUUCUCUUCAAGAAAUCUUACCCGUCUCUGCUCUAUCAAAGAUAACAUGAAAGUCCAACGAAAGAAGAAGCGCGGUUCAAUGUCAACAAUCCGUAGUCCUCAGAGGCACAAACUCCGAGAGCUCCGCAGCCGAGCCGCCCUUGAACAAAUAUCAUGCAUUGAGCCUGCAAACUUCCCUGGCUUUGAAGUCGGUGUCGAAGCCGAACCAUGCAUGAUAGAUAUGCUAGGUGUGGCAUCAUGGAUGCAACAAGACAUGGACUCUACUAUUCUAUUCAAUGCAUUCAAUCCCUCGCCAAUGGAUCUAUCCGCCUUGGAUAUUGAUCUAGAAACCAUGGGCCUAUUGAGUCAGGCGUGUUACCUCAGGUCGCCAGGGCCGCUGCCAGGCUUAGGUAGCCAUCCUGCGGGAUUCGGUUUUCCAGCCGGCUCCCACAGCUCUGAGAAUUCUGAGAUGACAUCGCCUUCAUCUCAAACAGACAGCCUUUAUUCGACAAAUGCGUCUUUGCCUCAUGACAAUUCCAACCGCCUAGUGUAGUUGGAAAGUCAGUCACAUGGGCUCGGACUCUAUCCCCAUACCCUUGGGUUGUCUUCGCCUUGUGCGGAAUUGUUAGAGAAUAAUGAUGCUUCUGACGACUAUUCAGCCACAUAUAUUGCAACAAACAACAAUUUUAAAACCAAUUUUAAAAACAAUUCAACAAAUUACUUGACAACGGACGACUUGAGAACAGAAUACUUAAAAAGCAACAACUUGACACAUUUUCAAACACCAACUUUUAUUACAACAUAUUUGUUUAACACGCUU
Molecule: messenger RNA, 826 nt
Organism: Trichoderma virens Gv29-8
Lineage: Eukaryota; Fungi; Ascomycota; Sordariomycetes; Hypocreales; Hypocreaceae
Exons: 2
Coding region: 74-559 (161 amino acids)
Source: RefSeq, a predicted model, not a curated record